AUGACCAUGGUUUGCCUUGCGAACAGGUUUGUCUCGGGCAAGAUCACGUACAAGAAGAAGCCUGGAGUUUUCAUUCCUGCAGGGAAAAGAGCGAGGAGGAGACAGCAGACGCCAACGGUUCCUGGCGUGGACUCAGAGUACCAGAAGGCCAUCAGCAACCUUGUCUCUAACCUGAGGACGAGGCAGCGCGGGGUGAGCAAGGAGGCGCAGAACAUAGCCAAGGGCGUGACCAGCAUGUUCACCAGCGACUCGGUGACGCAGAGCAUUGCGAACUUAGCGUUAGGCAUCGCUGAGGCGCGGGCGAGAGAGGAGGAUGGGAAUGAGUUCCUGGGGAAGGCAGCGGUCAGCACCAGCGGACUGCAUGCAGCAAAGUCCCCGAGCGCUCGGACAGGAGAGGACUGGAGGGACGCGAUGAGCAUGUGGAGGAAGCAGGGGAUCAUGAACAAGAAGUUCCGUAGCGACGUCAAGCAUCCCAGCCGUCUUGACCCCAGCUCCGGGCUGACUCAAAUGGAGCUCAAGACUGUAGAGGAGAACCCAGCGUCAGGAGCGAGCGGGCCGGAGGCAGGAGAGUUCGCCGAGUCUUCUUGUGCCGCCUGCCUGGUCUGUCCAGGUUGCUGCGACAACGGCUGGGUCCCGGGCUGCCAGGGAGCGGUGCUGCUGCGGAACGUGACCAUGGCGGCGCGGAUCAGUGACGCUCUCAACUAUGUGAUCGACCCCAAGGAUGCAGCGGGGAUCGAUCAGCGGCUCUCCUCGCAGUACCAGUCCACCUUGAGCUCCUUCCUGGCGAGCAGGGAAGCAAGCGAGCAACGAGCGGCGGAGGCCAAGCUUGAGGACAGCGAGCACUACCAGGAGAUCAUGAGAGAUAGAAAGCGGCGGCUGCUGAAGCGGAAGAUCCGUGAGCAGGAGAGGAAGGCAAGGUUGAUGCCCUUGGAGUCGAUCGCAGAAUCGUCUUCUGCUCCCCUGGACGACCCUUGGUCUCAGUACUAUGCGUUUCAGGGAGUGCUGGGCAACAACCCCUCCGACAGCAAGGGCAAGAAGUGA
Messenger RNA from Guillardia theta CCMP2712, 1041 nucleotides. RefSeq lists its product as hypothetical. The record is from RefSeq and is a predicted model, not a curated record. Bases 1 to 1041 code for a protein of 346 amino acids. NCBI's taxonomy places the organism in Eukaryota, Cryptophyceae, Pyrenomonadales, Geminigeraceae. The transcript is spliced from 2 exons.